Naegleria gruberi is the source of this 1224-nucleotide messenger RNA. RefSeq lists its product as uncharacterized. NCBI's taxonomy places the organism in Eukaryota, Heterolobosea, Eutetramitea, Acrasida, Naegleriidae. The coding region runs from base 1 to 1224 and encodes 407 amino acids. The transcript has a single exon. The record is from RefSeq and is a predicted model, not a curated record.
AUGGCAACAGACACACUCUUUUCACAAAUUACGCAAGAUCCUCAACUGUUCCUCUGGAUUUAUAAAGUUUAUCUUCACGCACGUUGUUCUCCUGCCACAAAUCAAAAGGAGACACAAACUCUUGAUCUCUCCAAUCAUGGCUUAUCUGGUUGUGCUAUCGAAUCCAAACAACAGACAAUAACUGCCCAACAUGAAGAGGAAUUGGAAUUGAUUGGACAUGGGAAUGAAGCUGAGCAAAUAGUUGAUAAGGAGGUGGAAGAAAAAUUACCAGAAAUUCAAGUUGAGAAAACUGCUGUCAUUCAAGAAGAAACUGAUUCCAAAAAAACUUUGAAUGAUCGUUUGAAAGAACACAUUGGAUCAAUAACUUUGAAUGUGAAAGAUUUGUUCCAGUCAAAGAAAAACAAAGAAAUAAUCCAGAAACUCAUUGCCUGUGAUAUUUCAUACCUAAAGGAUUGCCUUCAAGAAAACAGAGAAUUAAAUCCUCUAAUAGAAACAAUGAAAUUGACAUUUGACUUGAAACUUAGACAACCAGCAAUUCCUAGUGAAUUCAGAACAAUCACCAAAAUGUUCAUUUCAUUUCCUUCCUUUGAUUUCCAAGAGGUUUUCAAUCCAAUCAUCAGUUUAUUGCCUAAUCUAGAAGAAAUCGACUGUGAAUAUUACAAAUUAAGACUUGGACAUGUCUAUAACUCAAAAGAUAGGCAAAUUCUUGAAAUCUCAAUUAGGGAUCAAAUACACCCAUCGGUUUUGGAAAAUAUUCUAUUGAGUGAUUCAAAAAUCUCUCAAUUGAAUGUGAAUUUGAAAUAUUGGUUGGAAUAUGCACACAGAACUAUUGAAACGAAUAUUACAUUGGGAGUUUUGGUUCCAAGUGGUCAAUCAAGAUUAUUCAAAUUGCUUUUUAAGAACCAUCGACUUGGAAGUUAUCUUCUGUAUCCAAUUGAGGAUGAAAUGAUUUCUCUGAAUGAAUUUAGAAAAAUUUGGAGUGAAGAAUUGGGUAUUAUUGGCUUGAUUUAUAAUUUACAAGAGGAAAUUGUUCAUCUCAAUAGAAUAUCAAGCAAACUAUUCCAAGAAGAAGAUAAAGUGAAGGUCAAGAAUCUUGUAAAGAAGGUCGAUCGACUCGUGGAUCGAAUUGACGAUUCAGAAUCUAAUGAAUUUAUUGCUAAUUUUGAGGAAUGUCUAAUAGAAUUUGAAGAAAUUAGGAAAAUAACUCAUUUGAUCUACUGGUAG